UAUUCAGGUGGCAUGGUAUUAUGUUAAUAGGGUCGUUUCUAGGUUCUGCAUCUACGGGUGAAUAAUUAAACAAUAAGACUGCAUUAAAUGAAUAACAAAUUAAGUUUAUUUGAUCCUAGUGUAACUCUUAACAACAGAGACAAAUUAUUCUUUGCUGAUGUGCAUUGUAUUUUAAGUCUUGCAAUGGAAAUUUUUCUUUUUUUCUCUCUUUCUUGAAGCGCUCCCUUCUACCCCGUGCUGCGCUAUAGAGAGAAAAACUGCUUGUUCCGUUGAGUUCAGCCUUACUGUCUAACUUCCUUCCUGCUUUUUGUACAUUAGACAAACAUGCUACGCUAAGGCUAAGUACUGAAGAACGCAACGCGUGAAGAUAGUAAGAAUACACACGAGUAGAUGGAGAACCAAAAACUUCAGUUCUACGAGGACUAACUACGCCUGCUUUGCGGAAACUGAGAGAUGGGAUCGCGCUUUCAUACUCUAAUGAACAGACUCUGGAUCUGAAGCUGAGACGUGUUUUCAAAUAUCUUAGCAUUCCUGUCGAGUGUGUGGCUCCGACCAGGACCGAUUGUGAUGGUAAGAAGCCACUGCAUUUUUCUAACAAGGCACUCCCCGCAGCUAAUUUGAUCGCGACGAUGAAGGCGCUAAAUUAGGUCGUGCCGGACAAGCUGAUUUUCUGACGUCCACUCGAGUCACCUGAAAGGUCUUAGGGAUUUUCCGUUAAGCGUCCUUCUUGCAACCCACACCCCUGCCCCCCCUCCUUUCCCCAAACCAUGCUGGGGUUCCACAGCCACAGGAGCGAGCGGGACUAAAUGGGAGUUCACCAGGAGAGGAACAGCCUGAUAUUAUGGCUGCAUAUGUCCUGAACAGCUUGAUAAUGAUGAAUGCCAACAAUCUGAAAAGUCACAGCAGUCCUCGGCCGGGGCGGCCGGUGCUGCCCGUGCCGGACCGGGCCUUCUGCGGGCUCGUGGUGGGCAGCCCCGGGAGCCCGAGUCCAAGUUCCACCGGCACGCACUUCGUCUUCCCCAGCGUCCCGGGGCCCGGGAGCCCCCGGGCCCGCUCCCCCGGCCGGCACCCGGACUUCCUGGGCGUGAACGUGGGCAGGCGCGUCCGUCGGCUGAGCGGCAGCGACAGCGGCGGCGAGCCGUCCAGCCCGGGCCCCGGCGGGGAGCAGGGGCCGCGGGGCAUCAGACGCACGGUGGAGAUCCCCCAGGUGCACCGCGAGCUGCAGAACGUGCAGGUCAUCAAAACAGUGGGGCUCUUCGAGGCGCAGAUCUCAGACCUCCGGACCCGGGCGCAGAACUCGGAGAUCCCGCGCAGCCCCCGGGCCCCCCGCCGGCCCGGCGGAGCCGCCCAGGAGGCGGCGUGGCGCCCGCCCGUCUCCCCUCCCCCGCCGCCGGACAGCCUGCCCUCCAUCCCCGGGGAGCUCCAGAACGGGAAGGGUUGCUGCGGAUGGGAGGACCGGAAGGCGGCGGGAGGCCGCGGGAGGGAGAGGGGCGGCGCCGAGCCCAACGCGCGGCGGGACGGCCAGCGCGCGGACGCGUCCGCGGCGCCCCGGGGCGGCGCUGACCCCUCGUCCGGGAUCAGCUCCGCCGCUCCGCCUGGGGCCGUCACCGAGGGGGCGGAGCCGCCGGCCGGGGGGCGGCCCGCCCGGGAAGGGGCGGAGCCAGCGGACACCCAGCCGAACGCCGCGGUCCGGGGCACCGCCAAGGCAGGCUGCCACGAGGUGGGGAGCAUCCCCGCCGUCAUCGUCACCGACCACGGGAUGGAGGACACCGGGGAGGGGCUCGCCGAGCCCUGUCCCGGCUCAGCCAGGGCCCUGCGCAAGCUCUCCUCCUCCUCCGCCUCCUCCACUGGCUUCUCCUCCUCCUGGGAGGAAUCCGAGGACGACAUUUCCAGCGACCCCGACCACAAGUCCCCCGCCUUGCUGGAGACGCAGCAGAGAGCACACAAGUCAUGGAAGAAGAUAAAGAACAUGGUGCACUGGUCGCCCUUUGUGAUGUCAUUCAAGAAGAAGUACCCGUGGAUCCAGCUGGCAGGACAUGCAGGAAGCUUCAAGGCGGGGGCUAACGGGCGCAUCCUGAAGAAGCACUGCGAGUGCGAGCAGCGCUGCCUGGACUGGCUGAUGAGGGACGUGCUCCGGCCCUACGUGCCGGCCUACCACGGCGACGUGGAGAAGGACGGCGAGAAGUACAACCAGAUGGACGACCUGCUGGCCGAGUUCGACCUGCCCUGCGUCAUGGACUGCAAGAUGGGCGUCAGGACGUACCUGGAGGAGGAGCUGACGAAGGCGAGGAAGAAGCCGAGCCUGAGGAAGGACAUGUACCAGAAGAUGAUCGAGGUGGACCCCGAGGCGCCCACGGCGGAGGAGCACGCCCAGCAGGCCGUCACCAAACCCCGCUACAUGCAGUGGAGGGAGACCAUCAGCUCCACCGCCACCCUGGGCUUCCGCAUCGAGGGCAUCAAGAAAGAAGACGGGACGGUGAACAGGGACUUCAAGAAGACCAAGAGCAGGGAGCAAGUGACCGAGGCGUUCCAGGACUUUGUCAAGGGAAACGAGAACAUCCUGAAAUGUUAUCUCAGCAGACUAAAGGAGAUCAAGGACACUCUGGAAAAAUCUACCUUUUUCAAGACGCACGAGGUGAUUGGCAGCUCUCUCCUCUUUGUGCAUGACAAGCGAGAGCAGGCCAAGGUGUGGAUGAUUGACUUUGGGAAGACCACCCCUCUUCCCGAGGGGCAGGUCCUGUGCCACCGGGCCCCCUGGGUGGAGGGGAACCGGGAGGACGGCUACCUGUGGGGCCUGGACCACCUCAUAGACAUUCUGAAUGACAUGGUGCCGGUGGACGCCCACUAGCCCCUCCCACUAGCCCCUCCCCCCUAACCUGGCCGGGAGACUCACACUACAGGGACUCCUCUGAAUUCCACAGAAAGCUACUGUCUGUCCCUCGCUAAAAAAACAAAAAAAAAACAAAAAACAAAACAAACAAACUGCAUCCACAUGAGUGUGUGUGUAUGUGUGUGCGCGUGUGUUUCUGUAGAUGUUGUACAUAUUUGAAACAUUCUCAGAAAAAAAGGCAUUUGGUUAGGUUUAAGGGGCUCUCCCUCACAAAUGUAUAUUUCCACAGAUCUUAGGGCAACAUGUUUUAAUUUUAUGUUUAAAUAGUUUUUUUUAUCACUAUUUAAAACAGUGAAAGUACCUUCUCAUUGAUUUUCUAACAUUUGCCAUUUAUUUUUAUUCUUAGACCACUUUUAAAAUAUGUUUUUAAUACAUCAUGUCGGUUAACAACCCAAGUGGCCUGUUUAUGAAAUAAUGACUCAGAACGUUCAGAGAGCUGUGCGGGAAAUCCAUGAUUUUAUCUAGACGUUAAAAAUAACAUUUUGUGAUGUCAUUAUGGGUAUCCUCCCCUGUUUGGUUGUUAGGUAGCAUUCUAUCUAAUUUAAAAAGUAGAGGCAUUGUUUGCCCAGUGUUGUUAGUAAAGCAUGUACAUGAGUGGACUAAACAGAUAUGGGAAAUAAAUGACUGCACUGAAGCAAAGACUGAAUAUGCACUUGAAUUUACUUUGGAUGGAUUUUCUUUUCUUCUUAGUAAAAACACAACCCCCACAAAAGCCGUCCAAACAGGAAAUAUUUGUCUAUGAUCUGACAUUAGUUCCUACCGCUCUAUUAAAACAUUUAGAGUCGAGCAGAGUGAAAUCUGAAUUUCCCAUAGAAAAGGACGCCGUUGAUGUUUUGGGGUGGGAGGGCAGAAUGUUUGACACUCAGUUACAGAAAGGGGGCACUUCACCGGGCCAGAGUCUGAGCUCUUUAGACUUAAGUGCUGUGAAGCAGCAGGCCACCCAUAACUACAAGUCAGGAGAAGCUGUUAUUCUCCGAACUGCCGUUGCUAGUUCCCAUUGCCUGAAGGAAAGCCUUCCAUCCCUCAGUACUGCGGUGUCUUAAAAGUGCAGUGUAACUCAUUGUUUACUUUUGCACGCAAUUAACAUGCAUUUAUUUUCCCCUCACUCCACAGAGUUAGCUUUGGGAUUUUUCCAGCACCACGUCUGGUUUCGCUUGCUACGCCGCAGCCAUGGCUUGUCAGAAUCCACACACAAUGCUGUGUGCCACUUCAAAUCGCAGUCAAGCCCUGCAAUCGUGUAAAGGAUUUGCGGCUGAGAACAUUUGCAUUCUGUGACUAGAUGACUGUUUGGGAUGGGGAAAUCGGGGGAUGAUGUUUACAAAGCAAAUGCCCCGCUCGUAUGGCAAUUGCUUCCCGAGUGUUGAAACAGACUGACCCAAAUACAAAGCUGGUAAUAUUCAUAACAUUAUCAGUGUAUAUUCAUUCGGACCCCGCCUACAAGGUUUUCCCCAUUUAAUUUUACAUGGAAUCCAGAGAGAAUCACAUUCAAUACUACAUUUUAGGAACAAAUAUUGUGACUUCAUCCGUAUGAAAAUAUAUUUAUGCACAGUAAAUAGGGACAAGGUUUUGACACUUGAGUCUUAUCAAGUUAUCCCAUUUAGUAGUUUCAGUGUCAGUUGCACUGUGAAUUUUACUUAUUCGCAGGACAGUGGAAUAGGCAUAACCUUUACCGUGGCAGCUAACCUUUUACGGGGGGGGAACUGAGAGGAGUCAGCGUUUGAACGAGUAGCCGGCUAAAAGUCCAGAGAAAGUGCUCACUUCCCUCCCAAUGUGUGGUGUACGUCUCCCCAACACACUUCUCAAAAGAGGUCUGUACUGACAGAGAAGCGUGGUUGCGGGGCAGGCAGGGGGUGGAAGACUGAGUGCCCAUCUCAAAGACGCUUUGAUGACUAUAACCUCUCGCAAAAAGAGCCCCGAGGUAUCCAACAGUGAAGCUGGGGUACGGCGAGAUCUGCUGAGCGCACGUACACACGCUCUGAGAGCUGGUUUGCAUUGUUGGUGCCUGGUAUGUUGGUGUCAGUCAAAUUUAUUUUCUGUUCUCUGUUGUUAGUCAACAAAAGUCAUUCAAAUACUGGAACAUGCACACUGGAAAAAUAGCCUCAUUACUAAUUGUACAAUAGAGAUUGCAGUUUUGUCUAUUAACUGCGGGAGAUUGACUUUUUACGUUAAAUACUUAGUUGUACAACUGGAAAUGACAAUCAGAUCCUUGUAACUGAUAGUACUACCUAAUGAUAGUCUGCCCCCUGCAGGUAGUGCUGGGAAUCAAAUAAAUCAUCUGGAUCUAAUUAAUGAAUGUUCUUUCCUCCUCAUUAGUGAGCCUUUCUUUGCAAGCUUUAUGAUGUCUAACAUUUUCAAAAGAGAUAUUAUUUUUCUGCAAAGAAAUAUUUUCAUUUUCCAUAUCUAAAAGGAGAGAGUCAAAAACCUUCCAGGCCCUUGUCUUUCAUUAUGCGUAAAAUCUAUUUAGUAUUGUAAAAACACACACACGUACACACACACACACACACACACACACACACACAAACAAGUAAUUCUCUGCAGGCUCUUGACUGCCUAUAGUGCCCCUACUAGCUCCAUACAGAGUGAUCCAUCAGAUCACAGCUCGUAGUGACAAAACACCAGCUUGGGCAGCAUGGUGGUGCAGUGGUUAGCACUGGUGCUUUGCAAGAUGGAGGUUUUCGGGUUUGCAUCUUCUUUUUGUGUUUGCAUAGGUUUCCUCAGGGUGCCCCAGUUUCCUCCCACCACUGGAAGACAUGUACCCCAGGGACUACAUAUGAAAAUUUGCAUCCCUGGCUAACUCUGGUAAAUUUACAAAAAUGCUACAAAUGAGAAUCGUCCCUGUCAACUAAAAAUAGGCAUUUUGGUGUGGAGAGUUUGUUCUUUACUCUUUGUGAGUUCUUUGUGUGUGUGAGUACCUUGGAUUAAUCUUCAGUCUUAUAAGUGUCCCCCCUUUCACUGGAAAAAAAAAAACUGACCCACUGAGUAAAUUCACUGUUAAAAUUCAGGUAAUUGUGCUGGAUUAGCCACAAAACAGCAACGGUGGUUAAGCUCUCAACAAAUGUGCAUGUGGCCCUCUAGUGGCAGCUGUGGGAACACAAAAAGUGUGUUCUUCACUGGCCGAGCCUUAAGCGGAGAUGGAAGACUGAAUGUGGAAUCUUAGAGAAUUCAUUGUGCAAGAAUCACCUACAUUGUCUUAAACAUAACCAUAUUUAUUACUUUGUGAUGUUUGCACAAGAACACUAAAUGUAGCUGCAUGUUGUUUUUUUUUUUAAAUUGAAUUCUGUAAUUAUCCAAAAGGUGAUGGUUGUAUUCAGAUUAUUUUGAAAGUUAAUCACUUUCUGCAAUACAGGCACAGUUAACGGUUUUAUGAAAAUGUAAAUAUGUCUUGUAGUUGAGCAAGCAGUGUAGAGUUCUCUACGAAUAGUUUUUUUUUUUUUUUAACACCCUCACAGUGAUACUGUGGGCUAGAUUUAGUAUGGAUUGUUCAUAGACAGCUUUUCAUCUUCAGUGAAACAAAUGUGAUGCCUUUGUAAUAUUCUGAGAGACUAACCUUACCCAAGCCCUUCAGCUUCCUGUACUCAGAUGUUGUCAUUUAAUAGACCUUCUUUUCGUAAGCAUAUCACGUCAUGCCAAUCCUAGUGCGAGAUAUGCUUUCCUUUACGAUGUUACAGUAAAUCGUUAAAAUGUGAUCUUUUUCUGUUGCUUUUAUUUUUAAAACCCUAAUUUUCUAACUUAAGAGAUUUGACUAUAUUAGAUAAGUGCUUCCUCCCCACUGAAAGUAGUGUAAAGGCACAACAUUUACAGUGCCCUCCAUUAAAGUUGAUUCCACAGC
Molecule: messenger RNA, 6719 nt
Organism: Anguilla anguilla (European eel)
Lineage: Eukaryota; Metazoa; Chordata; Actinopteri; Anguilliformes; Anguillidae
Gene: itpkb
Product: inositol-trisphosphate 3-kinase B
Exons: 8
Coding region: 842-2848 (668 amino acids)
Biological process (GO): inositol phosphate biosynthetic process
Cellular component (GO): nucleus; cytoplasm
Molecular function (GO): inositol tetrakisphosphate kinase activity; inositol-1,4,5-trisphosphate 3-kinase activity
Source: RefSeq, a predicted model, not a curated record